Molecule: messenger RNA, 543 nt
Organism: Ostreococcus tauri
Lineage: Eukaryota; Viridiplantae; Chlorophyta; Mamiellophyceae; Mamiellales; Bathycoccaceae
Product: unnamed product
Exons: 1
Coding region: 1-543 (180 amino acids)
Source: RefSeq, a predicted model, not a curated record
AUGGAAGCGACGGCGGCGGAUGGGGUCGGGGACACAAAAGCGACGGCGUCCGCGAGCGAGCGCGUCGCGGCGGAGGACUCGAGAGAGUCACCGUCGUGUGAAACGAACGUGAACGCGUCAGAGUUGGAGGAGAGCGCACCGACGUCGAACGCGUUCGCGACGUCGAACGCGUACGAUCUCGGGAACGCGUACUCGGACGCGAACGAGACGACGCCGAAGACGCAGCAGAACACGGCGAAGAGGCGAGCCAGCGCGGCGGCGUGCGCGGUGAAAAUGGCCGAAGAGAAGAAGAGGAGAGAAAGAAUGGGAACCAUGCUCGAUCCGGAUGUUGAUUUCUCAUCGUUUCCAAUCACGUUACCGUCGGAAGUGCGAGGGGCGUCCACGGACGGUGGUCGCGCACCCGCCGCGGCGCACUGUCGCGGAUGUCGACGAAGUCUUCCGAUGGACUUGCACUUCGAUACCGACAAAAAGACGUGUCGACAGUGUUUGAGCCGACAACGGCUAAAGUGGAGAAAGACGGCGCACAAACCGACUGACGCGUGA